Elaeis guineensis (African oil palm) is the source of this 593-nucleotide messenger RNA. Lineage: Eukaryota; Viridiplantae; Streptophyta; Magnoliopsida; Arecales; Arecaceae. The record is from RefSeq and is a predicted model, not a curated record.
UAUAUAUAUAAAUUAAUGAACGUUCUUAUGCAUGCAGAGUGACCAAUACUUCUGCAACUUCUGGAGCUAGAACAUCACAGUUGGCGUUUAUGACACAAGCGAGAAGUGGAGAGCAUGAUGUUCGUUGCGUAAGGAGGAGUAUAUUGUUGGAAAACUUAGAAAAUGAGCUACCACUUGGCACAAUUAGAUACUCUUCCAAAGUUGUUGCAAUAGAGGAGGAUGGCUACUUUAAGCUCCUACAUUUGGCUGAUGGUUCCACACUCAAAACUAAGGUCUUGAUAGGUUGUGAUGGAGUGAACUCGGUGGUAGCAAAAUGGUUGGGCCUACAGAAACCAAGAUUCACAGGGCGUUCAGCUUCGAGAGGUUUCGCUGAAUUUCCAAAUGGCCAUGGUUUCAAACCAGAGUUCGUGCAAUACUUUGGAAAUGGCUUUCGUACGGGUUUAUUACCUUGCAACGAGAAAACGGUUUAUUGGUUUUUUACUUGGACUCCUUCGGAGCAAGAAAAGGAAGUGGAAGAAAGUCCAAUAAAAAUGAAACAAUAUAUCUUGAGUAAGUUGAAGCAUUCCAAGGUGUCUGAAGAAUACAUACAUGUC